AUGUCUGGAGCCAACAGCUCCAGCCUGACCCCAGAUUUCUUUACCCUGAAUGGUGUUCCCGGGCUGGAAGCUGCACAUGUCUGGAUCUCUCUGCCAUUCUGCCUCAUGUACCUGAUUGCUGUCGUGGGGAACUGCGGGCUCAUCUACCUCAUUGGCCAUGAGGAGGCUCUGCACCGGCCCAUGUACUACUUCCUGGCCUUGCUGUCCUUCACUGAUGUAAGCUGGUGCACCAGCACUGUGCCCAACAUGCUGUGCAUAUUCUGGCUCAACCUCAAGGAGAUUGGGUUUAAUUCCUGCCUGGCCCAGAUGUUCUUUGUCCACAUGUUGACUGGAAUGGAGUCUGGGGUGCUCAUGCUCAUGGCCCUGGACCGCUAUGUGGCCAUCUGCUAUCCUCUACGUUACACCACCAUCCUCACCAACCCUGUGAUUGCCAAGGCUGGCCUUGCUACUUUCUUGAGGAGUGUGAUGCUCAUCUUCCCAUUCACUCUGCUCACCAAGCACCUGCCCUUUUGCAGAGGAAGCCUUAUCCCCCAUACUUACUGUGAUCACAUGUCUGUGGCCAAGAUAUCCUGCGGCAAUGUCAAGGUCAACACAGUCUACGGUCUAGUAGUUGCCCUUGUGGUUUGUGCGUUCAACAUAUUUUGUAUCACUGUGUCUUACACUAUGAUACUGCGCACAGUGGUGAGUCUGUCCUCUGCUGAUGCUCGUCACAAGGCCUUCAGCACCUGCACAUCUCACAUCUGUGCUAUUGUGGUCACUUACGUGCCUGCCUUUUUCACGUUCUUCGCUCAUCGUUUUGGAGGACACACUAUUCCCCACCACAUCCACAUCAUCGUGGCCAACCUCUACCUGCUACUGCCGCCGACCAUGAACCCAAUUGUUUAUGGAGUCAAAACCAAGCAGAUCCGGGAAAGCGUGAUCAAGUUUUUUAUUGGAGAGAAAAGUGGCAUUACUGAAAUGAAAGGAUUAAAAAACAAGUAA
This is a messenger RNA of Psammomys obesus (fat sand rat), 981 nucleotides long. RefSeq names its product olfactory receptor 52N2-like. NCBI's taxonomy places the organism in Eukaryota, Metazoa, Chordata, Mammalia, Rodentia, Muridae. The transcript has a single exon. Gene Ontology annotation, cellular component: membrane. The record is from RefSeq and is a predicted model, not a curated record. The coding region runs from base 1 to 981 and encodes 326 amino acids. Gene Ontology annotation, biological process: G protein-coupled receptor signaling pathway. Gene Ontology annotation, molecular function: G protein-coupled receptor activity; olfactory receptor activity.